GAUCUCCGUGACCGCGACCGCCACCGCAAUCGCGACGGCGGCUCCGCCGACGUGAUGUUUCGAGGGUUAAGUAGCUGGCUUGGCUUGCAGCAGCCGGCGCCAAGCAGCGAACCACCCGUGGGAGACGAAGAGCCCACGGGAGAGCUUCCGCCGCCGUCGCGGCUCGAGGAGGAGGCACAGUCCCCUCUGGCGGAGCAGCAGCAAGCGGGGGAGCCGGAGCUCCUCUACCAGGCCAAGGGCCUCGGCAAUUACCUGUAUAACUUUGCCACGGCUGCAACAAAAAAGAUAACAGAAUCAGUUGCUGAAACUGCCCAGACCAUAAAGAAAUCUGUGGAAGAAGGCAAAAUUGAUGGCAUCAUUGAUAAGACAAUAAUAGGAGAUUUUCAGAAGGAGCAGAAAAAAUUUGUUGAAGAACAACAUACAAAGAAGUCUGAAGUUGCUGUGCCCCCAUGGGUGGACAGUAAUGAUGAGGAGACCAUUCAGCAACAAAUUUUGGCCUUAUCAGCCGACAAGAGGAAUUUCCUCCGUGACCCUCCAGCUGGCGUGCAGUUUAAUUUUGACUUCGAUCAGAUGUACCCCGUUGCCCUGGUCAUGCUACAAGAGGAUGAGCUCCUGAGCAAGAUGAGAUUCGCCCUCGUCCCCAAACUCCUGAAGGAAGAGGUGUUUUGGAGAAACUACUUUUACCGCGUGUCCCUGAUUAAGCAGUCGGCGCAGCUCACGGCCCUGGCUGCCCAGCAGCAGGCCGUGGCCAAGGAGGGCAAGAGCGGCAGCCCCGGUGCUGACCUGCCUCUGACAGAGGCAGUACGGCCCAAAACACCACCUGUUGUAAUCAAAUCUCAGCUUAAAUCUCAAGAGGAUGAAGAAGAAAUUUCUACUAGCCCGGGAGUUUCUGAAUUUGUCAGCGAUGCCUUUGAUGACUGUAACUUAAAUCAGGAGGAUUUAAGGAAAGAGAUGGAGCAACUCGUACUUGACAAAAAGGAGGCAGCGGCUGUCUCGGAAGAGGAUUCUGCGGACUGGGAAAAGGAGCUGCAGCAAGAACUGCAGGAAUACGAAGUGGUGACGGAAUCCGAGAAACGGGAUGAAAACUGGGACAAGGAGAUAGAAAAAAUGCUCCAAGAAGAAAACUAGUGUUUCUUGAAAUAACUCAGUGAUCCUUAACAUUUUACCAACUGACAUUACAUUGUAGAUGUUGAAACACUGAAUCAGAAGGCACAGAGUAAAACGUUGUGAAAUUC
This is a messenger RNA of Ochotona princeps (American pika), 1235 nucleotides long. It is a transcript of the gene SYAP1, whose product is annotated as synapse associated protein 1. The transcript is spliced from 9 exons. The coding region runs from base 55 to 1128 and encodes 357 amino acids. Lineage: Eukaryota; Metazoa; Chordata; Mammalia; Lagomorpha; Ochotonidae. Gene Ontology annotation, cellular component: cytoplasm; synapse. The record is from RefSeq and is a predicted model, not a curated record.